GCGGCUGCUGCACUCCUCCCGCCAGACUGGCGGAGAGACCCGGGCCUCCCGGGAAGGAGCACGGAAAGCGGCUCGCGCACAAAAGCAGGUGCACGCUCCGCCUUCUCAUUGGCAGCAGCUGCUGCAGCCGGCGCCGGAGCCUCGCGGGCCUUUGGCUCUUCGCCCCGCCCACCCCUGCAGCCAGACCGUUUCAAUCCGGAUGCCCUUUGCGGAUGAAAGAUGUAUCAUGGAAUGAACCCGAACAGCCGGGAUCCGUUCCUAGAGCAGCCGCUGCCGCCGCCGCCUCCACCGCUGUUUCAGCGUUGCCAGUCUAAACUCUCCCUGGUGGUCUUGUGGUUCCAAUUGGCGCUGUGCUUUGGCCCUGCACAGAUCACAGGCGGUUUUGACGAACUCCAUGCUUGUUCUGAUCCUGGAUUCCCCGAAUAUGGAUAUAAAAUGCCCAGCACAGGCGUUUUCUUUGAAAGUUCAGUUGUCCGAUUUCAUUGCCAAGAAGGAUACAGGCUUAAGGGUCCAUCCCAAAAGCUUUGUGAGAGACAUUUUAAUGGCUCCCUAAGCUGGAAGCCAAGUGAUAAACCUGUGUGCCUACAAGAAGCUACAGAUUGCCUUGCUCCAGCUGUUGAAGAUGCAGAGAUUCAGAACAAGACAUACAGAACUGGAGAUAAAUUAAUAAUCAGCUGUCAUGAAGGAUUCCAGAUCCAUUUCUCUGAUUUAGACAACCUGGAAUCAGUAUGUCAAGAUGAUGGAACAUGGGAUAAUCUGCCCAUUUGCCAAGGUUGCCUGAGACCACUGCUGCUUCCUCAUAGUUUCACUAAUAUAUCUCAGUUCGAGUCUUCCUUCCCAGUAGGAUCAAUGAUAUAUUUUCAGUGUUUUCCUGGAUAUAAACUAGAAGGUGCAGAGUUCCUUGAGUGCAUGUAUAAUCUUAUCUGGUCAGAUAGUCCACCUAGGUGCCUUGAUGUGGAAGUUUGUCCGCUACCUCCUAUGGUGACUCAUGGAGAUUAUAUCUGCCAUCCGCGGCCUUGUGAACAUUACAAUCAUGGAACUGUGGUUGAGUUCUAUUGUGAUCCUGGCUACACUCUCAGUAAUGAUUACAAAUAUAUCACCUGCCAGUAUGGAAAAUGGUUUCCAUCAUAUCAAGUAUACUGUAUCAAAACAGAACAAGCCUGGCCAAAUAACCAGGAAACUCUUUUGCGAACAUGGAAGAUUGUGGCAUUCACUGCUACUAGUGUUCUUCUGAUGCUUCUGUUAGUUAUUCUUGCCAGAAUGUUCCAAACCAAAUUUAAGGCACAUUUCCUUCCAAGAGAUACUCAAGAGAAUUGCAGCAAUGGCCCAGACUUUGUGGUGGUGGAUGGUGUCCCUGUCAUGCUUCCUUCUUAUGAUGAAGCUGUGAGUAGUGGCAUAAAUGAGUUGGCAUCAGGAUGUGCGCCCCCUGCAGGCCAGGGAUAUGUUUUUCAAGCCGAUGAUCAGAAUCCUCCAGCUUAUCCUGGACCAGAUGAUUUGAACAGGUUGCCAGCUGAAUUUGAUACCUGUGACAGCAUUUCAGGCUCUUCAGAACUUCUUCAGAGUUUAUACACAUCUUCUGCAUGCCAGAUGGGAGCUCAUCCUGUCUCAGACAGAACUGAUGUUAUCAACAGCACCACUGAAGAAGUAGCAUCAACCAGCCCAAGCAUUGAUAUUGCUGAUGAAAUUCCAUUGAUGGAUGAAGACCCUUAAUCUGCACAAAUAUUUCUCAUAUCUUGUUGGGGCGGGGAAUAAAUCAUUUACAUAUGUAUACAUACAUAUCUAUAUUAUCUAUAUGAAUCUCUAUAUAAAGACUGAUUACAGAUGGAGGCAAGGAUAUUUUCCGUUUUUAUAAAUCUUCCUCAUUAUAAUGUCAUCAGAUUUUGUGCGCAUAUUUUAAAUCAACUUUGGGGUUGAGAGCAUCAGCUAUUCAACAGCAGCUUUACAAAAUGAAUCCUGAGGAUUUGAUGAGACUAAACAUUACAGGAGAAUUACACGUUUGUGGAAUAGUGACAAGUGUAUCUGCAUCGCAGGAAGUUUUAACAGAUGUUUUAAAACAACAAUGAAGAGUAGACAAAGGUACAAGUGCAAGUCAUAAUAAAAGUAUUUCAGCUAAUGUAAAUUCUGUUUAAUCAAAGCUGCUUCAUAUUUAUGAUGGACCAUACUUUACAAAUUUAAUUUAUUGAGGGAAAAAUAAAUGGUUGAAAUUAAAAUCAAAGAGGGUCACUUCUAAAUUUCUUCACAAAAUUCAAGGUGGAAACUUUUACUGCAAGCAAAUAAAAUACUUGGACUCAAGGAAAAGCUUAAUUAUUGGGGGUAGAAACUCAUUGGAAGUAACCUGAAGAUUAUAUUGAAAUUAAGUAAAAGUACUGUAGAUGAUACUGUAAAGAACACGAUAUGUCAUAGGGAAAUGAUGAAGUAUUGAUACUUCCUAAUUAUUGUAUUAGGGGACCUGGGGAAGGGAGGCAUUAAAAUACUUCAUUGAACAUGGAAACAUAUAAAAAUAAAAAAUAUUUUUUAUUCAAAAAAGCAAAUGUUGGGAAAUCUUCAGCCUCAGAUAUGUAGUAAGAGACCUAGGUUCAGUAGCAUCUAAGAGUCAUAGAAUGGUUAUUCUCAUGAAAGAAAAAGAAAACUAAGUUGAGUGUGAACUGUUUGAGUGCUUUAGGACUGAAUAUCACAGAAAAAAAUGCUAUUAGUUGUGUGACAUUGAUCAGGAAGUGAUUGCAUAUACAGGUAACUUUUGUAUAUAUAAAUUUUCAUUAUAUAUUUUUCUACUGUAUAGUCAUUUGGAUUGUGUAAAGAAUAGCAUUGCUAUGGGAUAAAGAUAUGAUUCAAUUUUUAAAAGAAUGAGCUAUCAAUACAGUAAUUAUAGCUGAAAGUAACUUCAUUUCAUUUCAUUUAAAGAUGUGGGUAAAAUAAAUAAAAUGCUUAAGAAUACAGAUGUGAAAAGAUUGCUUUUUUAUAUAAGGUUGCCUAUAGACAUUAUAUCUUUCAGCCUUAUAGUACUGCUGAACAGAGAAUCGGAAGAAAGAGAAGCUUCUAUUGUGAGAAAGCAGCUAAAGUAUUCAUACAGCUGAAAUUUAAGCCACAUUUAGGAUAUGAUAGGACAACAACAUUAAGCACACAUUUGGGGGUUAAAAAGCAGCUUUAAAGUAUCCUGGGAUCCUCAGAAGGUUGGUCGAUUUUUUGUGCCAUCAUCCUGUCAAAAAUAUAUUCCUUCACUACCCACCUGCUUUUGGGCAGAAAGAAAGAUAGGAGUAAUGUCUUCUCUACCAAGUCAAAUGGUCAUCUCAGCCACUGAACAUGGAUUUCCUGACCAAAUCUAGAUAUUCAGACUGAAACUCAAAUAUUAUUUUCAGGGUAAAUUUACUGUUGGAUUCAGUAAAUGUCAAAUUGAUAUAAAAAAGAUUUUUGAAGCCACACAAAUUAUGUUGAUUUUGUUUUUACCUCUCUUAUUUCUUCUAUAACAAACUACAGGAAUUUUUGUGGGGGGAGAGAGCUUGCAUCUCUUGAUGAUCAUUUUUCUUUCAUUCUAUAACACUAAAAAUAACAUGCUACAUGUGUUUUAUGUACAUUUGAAUCUUACUUAUGUAAAUAGCUUACUGUUAGAACUAUUUUGAUUUAACAGCAGCCAUGACAAGAAGGGUAUGCAAUAAACAUUUUAUAAUGCUAA
Pantherophis guttatus is the source of this 3670-nucleotide messenger RNA. The record is from RefSeq and is a predicted model, not a curated record. Lineage: Eukaryota; Metazoa; Chordata; Lepidosauria; Squamata; Colubridae.